Molecule: messenger RNA, 3489 nt
Organism: Homalodisca vitripennis (glassy-winged sharpshooter)
Lineage: Eukaryota; Metazoa; Arthropoda; Insecta; Hemiptera; Cicadellidae
Product: E3 ubiquitin-protein ligase lubel-like
Biological process (GO): protein linear polyubiquitination
Cellular component (GO): LUBAC complex
Molecular function (GO): K48-linked polyubiquitin modification-dependent protein binding; linear polyubiquitin binding; K63-linked polyubiquitin modification-dependent protein binding
Source: RefSeq, a predicted model, not a curated record
CCUGAUGAUUAUGAAGAAAAUAUGGAAGAAUAUGAAGAAGAAGAGGAGGAGGUAGAGGAUGAAGAAGAAGAGGGGGAAGAAGAAGAAGAAGUCUAUAGUGAUGAUAAUGUACUUGAUGAGGCCAAAAGUUCAGCAUUUCUAAAACAUUAGAUGGCAGAGAAACUGAAACUAAACUUAAUUUUGUCACUAAUAUCAACCAGACACAGGUGAUCAACCAAGCAACAGUAAAUUUCAAAAUCCUAGUCCAGAUUAUAAUGUUUCACCUGAUUCACAUAUCACUCAAAUAAAUAUUCCUCAAGAAAAGAGAAAACAUUCCAUUUCCUGAGCCACAAACUCCAAAUCAAAUUUUUACCACCUAAGGAAUCUAUUGUUACAAAUGUAAAUCCUGUUUCUACCUUCAGUUGCUAAUGAAGUUAAUGUAAGUGCAGAAGAAUCAAACUACACAAAUAAUGUUAAAAAUCAUAAAAAACAGUUCUAUACAAAACAAAUGUUAGUCAAACAAAAGCAAGUUUAUUGGAAGACAAACAUUCAAGUUUAGAACUUUCAAAAAAUAAAUCAACAGCACCAAUUGCACCUAACACUAGUCAAAGUAGAAGUUGUCCCAAACUGUCAACAUUCCAAUCCAGUUUUAAGUACCUCAAAUAUGGAUGCAAAUGACACAUCACCCAUAGAUACAACUACUGAAAUUAAAAAUAUACCUAAAAUAAACACUGAGCAAAACAUUAUCUGUUGAGCAAGAAAAAGUUGAUGAUAAAACGAUUCCAAAAAAACAAGAGAAAAAUGGAAAAAAUGUAGAAGUAAAACAACAUAGAAAGGAUGAUGACAAGGAAAAAAAUCAAGUCAACAAGAAAAUGUUAAUGACAAGACAAAAUCAGAAGAGGAAGAACAGGAUGCUGAAAAGAAAGAUUCAAAACAGCAACAAAAUAAUUAUGGACACUGUGGAACCAAAAUAUUCAGAAGAGAUUCAGGACAAGAAGGACUAUAAAAAACCAGAAAUAGUUACUGACAAGAUAAAUUCAAAUCAGCAAGAGAAGAUUGAUGGCAAGGAAAAAAAUCUAUACAAGUACAAAAUACUAAUGGGAAGUCAAAAUUAACACAGAACGAGGCUAAUGGACAAAAAGAAAUAAAACAAAAAGAAAAAUGUUAAUGAUACAAAAAACAUAUUAUACUGAAAGAAAAAAGUUGAUGACAAGAAUCAAUCAUUGAAAAAAGAAAAAUGUUGAUGACAAUAAAAACUCAAUACAAAUGGACAAUUCUGACCACAAGUCAUCAUCUAAUCUCCAGAAAAAUGUUGAUAACAUGAAUUUAUCAGAUCCACCAGAAAAUAACAGCAAAAAAGAAUCAGCUAAACUUGAAACCUUUAAAAAGUGAUGCAGAAUUGACACAAGAAAGCCUUAGUAGAAAGAUAGAGUUAAAACAAGAAAAAGUUAAUGGCAAGUUAAAACCAAAACAGCAAGUAAAAUAUUGAUAACAGGAAAGAUUCAGCAAAACAGAACUUUGAUAGCAAAACAAAUUUAAAACAGCAGCAAAAUCUUGAAGAAAAUAAAGAAUUAACACAAGAAAAUGUUAACGAUAGGUCAAAAUUAAAUCAGCAAGAGGAUUCUGAUCACAUAGCUGAAUUAAAACAACCAGAAUUGGCUAAUAAUACUAUUGAAUUAACUCAGAAUGAAAAUUUGGAUACCAUAACAGAAUCCAUAAAGCAUGGAAAGGAUGAAAACAUAGAAUCAACUUCACCAGAAGUUAAUAGCAACACUGAAAUAAAAUCAAAACGAGGUAAAGUAAAUAGAAAGCAAAAAUUAGUUCAACAGCAAAAUCUUGAUUUUAAAAACAGAAUCGAGUCAGCCAGAAAAAAGUUUGAAAGCAAAAGUAAAAGUAUCACAAAAUGAAAUUGUUCAUGAAAACACAAAAACAGGUAUACCUGAAGUUGAUAAAUCAGAUUCUGUAUCAAUUAAUUUAACGAUAGAUUCAGAAACAAAUGAUGAAGAUCCUACAAGUGGAUUACAGAGUGAUUUGCAAAUACCCAUAUCUCCUAAUAAUGUUUCCACCAUCAUUAACUGUACCACAUAAAAGUAGUUUUCUGGGAAUGUAUCUCCCCUUAGUGGUUUAUCAGAAAAUAGUCUUUUAAGUAACACACCAAAUUCUGAAGAAGACACCACCCUAAAAAAAGAAGUUGUUGCUAGUCCGACAGAUUUACCAGAAUCCUAACCAAUAAUAACAAUAUAAAUAAAAAUGAUGACACAAGAGAUGAUUCAGUUGACAUGAAAACAAGCUCAUCCUCAACUGAAAUUUUCAAAAGUUCAGAAAGAGACACAACUAAUUCUCAACAAAGCGUAAGAAACAGUGAUGUUAUGCAUUUAUUAACACCAACAUCUGUACCUGAAUAUGUCCUCAAUGAGGCUCUCUAUUCUGCAUUGAGCGAUGGUGACAAACGAUCCAGUACAGACCCUAAAUUGUUAUCAACCAGAGGCUCUAGUGAUAAGUCACAAACAAGCGAUAGAAGCUUGUCUAUGAUUGAAAGCAGGGCUGAAAUAUUAGAAACUAUUAAAAGCUUCUUUAUCUAGUGACCUAGUGUUAGAUAGGAUAGUUAGUACACUAUUUGCUAGUGUACUCAACAAUUCUGACUCAGUGGAUAUAAUAACAAAAGCCGGUGACAGUGACGAUAUUAUAACAUCUGAUAGUGAAAUAAAACGGAUCCAUACAUUUAGCUCUUCAGAUUCUGAGAUUAAAACAGAAAGUGACUUUUUUGAAGCACAAGAAGAAGUAGAGGAUGAAGAUGUGGAAGAACGUAUUUCUGCUGUGAGCGGUGAUGAACAAGAGCCUUCGGGACAAGAAAAAUUAGUAGUCAAAGAAUUAAUCGUAGAUAAUGCUGAAAAAAAAAGAAAGCCCAACACUUGAGCAACAGAAUUUGAUUGAUUACGAGCGUCAAGUAAGGCGCUACCUGGCUGAAGGGCUGGUGUCGACAUAUGACCAAGCAGAGCUUGUGGUUAAGCUGAUGGAACUGGAGUUCGACAAGGAACUCAGCGUAUCAGCAGCAAAUGAGUGCAGCUCUCUCCAGUCCGCCCUCACCUACCUGCAACAAGAGUGCCAACUGUGCACUGGAAAAUACCCUAUGAAUCAGAUGGUCUCCAUGUUAGAAUGUGAACACCGCUGUUGCCGUGACUGUGCUUUGCACUACUUCACCCUGCAGAUCACAGAGAGGAACAUUGCUGACUGUGUAUGUCCAUUCUGUAAACUGCCGGAGCUCCAGACCACCGAUCCUGACCGUGCUCUCGACUACUUCAGCAAUCUAGAUAUCAUGCUGAAGGGCCUGUUGGAGGAGGACAGUCCACGAGCUAUUCCAGCGCAAACUGCGUGACCGGACACUAAUGCAGGAUCCCAACUUCAAGUGGUGUGUCAAGUGUUCUUCAGGAUUCAUUGCCAAUCCACGCCAGAAGAGACUUGUCUGCCCUGACUGUCGCUCAGUGACUUGUGCCAGCUGUCGCAAACCCG